This is a messenger RNA of Dromaius novaehollandiae (emu), 735 nucleotides long. Its product is annotated as olfactory receptor 14A16-like. The annotation marks the transcript as partial. The transcript has a single exon. Gene Ontology annotation, biological process: G protein-coupled receptor signaling pathway. Gene Ontology annotation, molecular function: odorant binding; G protein-coupled receptor activity; olfactory receptor activity. NCBI's taxonomy places the organism in Eukaryota, Metazoa, Chordata, Aves, Casuariiformes, Dromaiidae. Gene Ontology annotation, cellular component: membrane. The record is from RefSeq and is a predicted model, not a curated record.
GACCUUGGCUCCAUCUCCACCACUGUUCCCAAAUCCAUGGCCAAUUCCCUGAGGAACACCAGGGCCAUUUCCUACUCAGGAUGUGCUGCCCAGGUCUUCCUGUUUGUCUUCUUCUUAGGAGGAGAGUUUUCUCUUCUCACUGUCAUGGCCUAUGACCGCUACGUUGCCAUCUGCAGACCCCUGCACUACAAGACCAUCAUGGACAGCAGAGCUUGUGUCCAAAUGGCAGCAGCUGCCUGGAGCGGUGGUUUUCUCCAUGCUCUCCUGCACACUGCUAACACAUUUUCAAUACCACUCUGCCAAGGCAACACAGUGGACCAGUUCUUCUGUGAGGUCCCACAGAUCCUCAAGCUGUCCUGUGCAGACUCCUACCUCACGGAAGUUGGGCUUCUUGUGGUUAGUGCCUCUUUAGUCUUUGGGUGUUUCAUUUUCAUUGUGCUGUCCUACGUGCAGAUCUUCACUGCUGUGCUGAGGAUCCCCUCUGAGCAGGGCCGGCACAAAGCCUUUGCCAUGUGCCUCCCGCACCUGGCUGUGGUCUCCCUGUUUGUCAGCACUGGCAUGUUUGCCUACCUGAAGCCCCCCUCCCUCUCCUCCCCAGCUCUGGAUCUGGUGGUGGCUGUUCUGUACUCGGUGGUGCCUCCAGCAGUGAACCCCCUCAUCUACAGCGUGAGGAACAAGGAGCUGAAGGACACAGUGAAGAAACUCAUUGAGGUGGUACUAGUUCAGCAGCAAUGA